This is a messenger RNA of Arabidopsis arenosa, 1908 nucleotides long. Lineage: Eukaryota; Viridiplantae; Streptophyta; Magnoliopsida; Brassicales; Brassicaceae. The record is from the annotation of a GenBank genome assembly.
CACACAGAGUCGGCUAAAUCAAACAUCCAUGGCUACCAAAAUGUCAUCGUGAUGCGUCAUGGUGAUCGACUCGACAAUUUCGAGCCACUUUGGACUUCAACAGCUGCGAGACCGUGGGAUCCACCGCUUGCUCAGGACGGUAAGGAUCGGGCCUUUAGAAAUGGUCAGAGAAUCCGGUCUCAGCUUGGGUUUCCGAUUCACCGUGUAUUCGUCUCCCCUUUCCUCCGCUGCAUCCAGACCGCUUCUGAAGUCGUUGCCGCUCUCUCAGCCGUCGAUUUUGAUCCUAAUGCUGUGUCGUCUAGAGACGUCCUUUCCAUCGACAAUACUAAGAUCAAGGUAGCUAUUGAAUUUGGAUUGUCAGAGAUACCGAACCCAAUCUUUAUUAAGAGUGAAGUUGCUCCCAAAGAUGGAAAAUUUGAUUUCAAGAUUUCAGAUCUUGAAGCUAUGUUUCCUGAAGGAACAGUGGAUUCUAAUGUGGAUAUGAUUUAUAAAGAGGUGCCAGAAUGGGGAGAAUCUGCACAAGCCUUCGAGGAUCGAUAUUAUAAGACAGUGAAGAGUCUUGCGGAGAAGUAUCCUUCUGAGAACUUGCUCUUCGUCACUCAUUGGGGAGCAGUAAGUGUUGCAUUUUACAACUACUUCAAAGACGCAACUAAGUACGUGGUAGAUUAUUGUGGUAGUGUUGAAAUGAGAAGGCAGAUUUUGAAUGGUGAUGGGUUUGGUAAAUUUGAGGUGGUUACUAGUCAUGGAGUAUCUUAUAAGUACACCAAAAUCCCAGUCCAUGAUCAUGUACUUGUAAGCCAAUCUCCGGUUGAAACGGUCAGAGUACCAGCAGCAACCAUCAGAGCAACAAUGGAGAAUGCUAAAUCAAAUCCUGAUGGAAACCAAAAUAUCUUGAUGAUGCGUCACGGUGAUCGCAUUGACCAAAUCGAUCCUCUCUGGCUCGAUACAGCUGCGAGACCUUGGGAUCCUCCUCUCGUUCAAGACGGUAUGGUUCGGGCGUUUCGAACUGGUCAACGGAUUCGAUCUCAGAUCCAAUUUCCGAUUCACCGUGUCUUCGUCUCCCCUUUUAUUCGAUGUAUCCAGACUGCUUCCGAAGUCAUCGCUGCUCUCUCCGCCGUCGAUUUCGAUCCUAACGCUACGUCGUCUAAAGACGUCACUUCCAUCGAUAAAUCUAAGCUCAAGGUUUCUAUUGAAUUUGGCUUGAGUGAGAUGCUGAAUUCAAUCUCUAUCAAGCCUGAGAUAGCUCCCAAAGGUGGGAAAUUUGAUUUCAUGAUUUCAGAUCUUGAAGCUAUGUUUCCUGAUGGAAUGGUUGAUCAUAAUGUGGAUCCUGUUUAUAAAGAGAUGCCACAAUGGGAAGAGACUGUGGAAGGUUGCACAGAUAGAUUUCUUAAUUUGAUUAAGACUCUUGCUGAUAAGUAUCCUUCAGAGAACUUGCUCUUAGUCACUCACGGGGAAGGAGUAAGGACUACAUUUGCAACCUUUAAAGGCGUAGAUGUGUAUGACGUAGAGUAUUGUGCUUGUGCUGAACUGAGAAGACAGGUAUUGAGUCAAGAUGGGUCUACUAAAGCUGGAGACUUUGAGGUGAUUACAAGUCUUGGUCAAUGUGGAAUCAAGUACCAUUCGUUGAGCAGCCCAGACCAAACUCCUGUUUAAGUCAAUGUUCCGGAUGAUCAUGGUACUAGAAAACCGGAAUCAAAUCGGAUAUUGGAUAUCUAGAAACUCCUGGUUAACCGGACAUGAUCUUCCAUACAAAUGGGAACAUAUACAACAAGAACAAUAUUACUGUAUAGCCAAACCAAGAGAAAAAGAGGCUGAUGAGUCAUUUAACCUUCAUUUUUUUUUACUUAAGGAUUUGUGGAAACUUUUGAGUUGAUUCAUUGAAUAAGCCAAUAAAAGGUUAAGUUAAAA